AUGGCAGCUGCCUGGCUCGCCGGCGGAGCGCCCUCCGAGCAGAGCGCCAUGUCCUCGCUCGUGGAAGCCCUGGGCCGGAGGCUCGGCUCCGCGAGCUGCGGGGCCGAGGAGGUGCUAAUCUGCGAGGUGGGCGGCGAGGGGUUCCUGGCGAUGCCCUGGUUCGGGGACGGCGAGCAGAGGCUCUGGAGGCCUCUCCGAGGAUUCCUCUACCUGAUGGGCCUGGGGUGGUGCUUCAUGGGAGUGGCGCUGGCCGCCGACGUCUUCAUGGGUGCAAUCGAACACAUCACCUCCAAGAAGAAGCGGACAUUCAGCACCGCGACCCAGCGAUUCGUGACCACCGAGGUGUGGAACCCCACGGUGGCCAACCUCACGCUGAUGGCCCUGGGCUCCUCCGCCCCCGAGAUCCUCCUGAGCGCGAUCGAGCUCUUCGGCAAAGAGUUCUACGCGGGGGACUUGGGACCUUCUACUAUCGUGGGUAGCGCCGCCCUCAACCUAUUCCUUAUCAUCGCGGUCUGCGUCAGCGCAAUCGAGGGCGGCGAAGUGCGCUACAUAAAGCAGACCAACGUGUACUGCGUCACGGCCUCGUGGUCCAUCCUGGCGUACUUCUGGCUCAUCGUUGUGCUGCUCAUCUGGUCGCCGCACGUGGUAGAGCCGCUAGAGGGCAUUAUCACUUUCAUGUUUUUCCCACUGCUGAUCGUCUUCGCGUAUGCGGCCGACAGGGGCACCUUCUCCCGCAAAGCGGAUGACGGUGACGGUUCGCGGAUAGUGGCCGCAGAGCUGACCAAGGAGGAGCUGGCGGAGCUGACCCACCAGGUCCGCGCCAUACACGGGGAGCUGAAGGAGGAGCAGCUGAUAAAGAUCAUCAACUGCGAGUGCCAGGAGCCGACCAGUCGCGCGAAGUACCGCGCGGCGGCCAUCCGCAACAUGACCGGCGGCAAGAAGGUGACCGUGUCGGACGCCAACAUCGAGCGGGUGGCCAGGGAGUCCACGAUGGAGGCUGGUGUCAGCAAGUCCAAGAGCGUGCGCUCCGGCGCCGCACAGCGCGCGUCUGCCCGGGUGUCGCGGCUGAAGAUGUUCGAGCUCAGAGGUUGGAGGUUCGAGGUCAACCCUGAGCCAGGUGCCAGCCGCCCUCUGGCCGCAGACGCGAGGGCCUCGGACGAGGCUGCCGCAGAGUCUCGCAAGAGACGCCGGGAGGACAGGGAGGAGCCGGACCACGAGAGCGCCCCGGAACCCGCGAGGAAGAGCCGGAGGAUACCAGAGGAGGAGGAGCCGCAGGGUCGCUGCGGGGGCCCGCGCGGCGCCCGCGCGGGUCCGGGCGGAGAGGCGCCCGUGCAGGAGGGUGCUCCAACUCGACCCCGGGGCUGCCCGAGAGGUUCUUGCCGGGCCUGGUGCAGCGGAUCUCCCGCUUCUGCGAGAGGGAAGAUCUGA
Messenger RNA from Prorocentrum cordatum, 1428 nucleotides. The record is from the annotation of a GenBank genome assembly. Lineage: Eukaryota; Dinophyceae; Prorocentrales; Prorocentraceae.